AAAUUCACGUUUAAAUAUUUAUAAUUCUAACUACUUCAGCCAUUUGAAAGAUAAUGUCCUGAUUAUUUAUAACCGCGUAUCUUUGGCAGAUAAUCUCAAAAUUCUCGACAUUUGCAUGUCUCGGAUAGUAAAUUCCAGUAUAUUUCCAGAGCUUGUAAAUGCAACAAGUUCUUGGAAAGUUACAGAAUAGAUAUUGUGUAGGCCUUGGACGUAACCGCACAGCAUGGAUAUGCGUUACGAUAGGGGCCAAUUUCCGACUGUGUUUACUCGCGAAUCUCGGCACCAGCAUCAACACGAAUACCAUGAGACGGCAGCGUCCAGCCAACCAGCAGAUCGACAGGCAGAGGUUACAUCUACCGGGCAUGUCUGUCACAGCCAUGAAGGACAUGGUGGAUCUAUGGUCUUCCAUUUUAGCAACAGGGAAACCAUUCUUUUCGAAUUCUGGACGACCAACUCUACGACGUCGAUUGUGCUCUCCUGCCUAAUCGUUUUCAUAAUGGCCAUUGGCUACGAGGCACUCAAAUGUUACCGCGAGUGGUUAAAAAAAUGUAAUAAAAAAAGAAAAGAUGGAGGCUGUGAUCGAAACAACGCAGGACAGAUAACGCCUAUGCAGCUGCCGUCACCAUCGACAUUGAUCGAUGCAUUUUCUAUACCGCUGUCGGUUGUAGCACCAGUGGCAACAGGAGCUGUGGCAAUAGCGGGAGCGAGUCCGAAUCCAAACCCGAAUCCGAAUCCAAAUAGGAAUACGAAUACGCUACCUCGCCUGAUGACACGUGUGCCCUGGUUAGCGCCCAUUCACUGGUAUCAGACACUGUUGCAUAUGCUUCAGGUAACCAUCUCGUUUUUGCUGAUGCUUAUCUUUAUGACAUUCAACGUUUGGCUUUGCAUAGCCGUUGUCCUGGGCGCCGGAGUUGGAUAUUUCUUAUUUUUUGCGCAGAGCGAAAAUGUGUCCGACCACUGCAAUUGAGGUAUUCCACGUCAUUCAAAUAUCCAAUGCCUCCCUAUGCUACACUGUCUCCACUGUUGUCUAUAUGCUUUUGUGCUAAUGUAUUUUUCUAAUUAAACCAAGUUAUAAAAAUAUCAUAACAAAAGUGACUACCAGCCGCCCGGCCUAAUUGUUCAUGUUUAUGGCUCGUAAAACAAUGACUGCAGCUACC
Drosophila hydei is the source of this 1157-nucleotide messenger RNA. RefSeq names its product probable low affinity copper uptake protein 2 (gene Ctr1C). The coding region runs from base 224 to 967 and encodes 247 amino acids. Gene Ontology annotation, biological process: copper ion transmembrane transport. The transcript is spliced from 2 exons. Gene Ontology annotation, cellular component: membrane. Gene Ontology annotation, molecular function: copper ion transmembrane transporter activity. The record is from RefSeq and is a predicted model, not a curated record. NCBI's taxonomy places the organism in Eukaryota, Metazoa, Arthropoda, Insecta, Diptera, Drosophilidae.